Penicillium psychrosexuale is the source of this 1053-nucleotide messenger RNA. RefSeq lists its product as uncharacterized. Gene Ontology annotation, biological process: intracellular signal transduction; protein phosphorylation. The record is from RefSeq and is a predicted model, not a curated record. The transcript has a single exon. Gene Ontology annotation, molecular function: protein serine/threonine kinase activity; ATP binding. NCBI's taxonomy places the organism in Eukaryota, Fungi, Ascomycota, Eurotiomycetes, Eurotiales, Aspergillaceae. The coding region runs from base 1 to 1053 and encodes 350 amino acids.
AUGGCCUUCCAUUACGCCGAUACUCUCCGAAAGCAUAACCGGGUUGGCGCGGGGAUCUACUCUAUUAUCUACCACGUCGCGCCAACUAUUGUGGUGAAAACUGUUCAUCCCGACCUGACCCCCGAAGAAAAGGCAACCCUAGAGGAGCACAUUUUGAUCAAGGAAAUCGCGUUCUUCAAGGGUCUUAAUAAGCUUCAAGAUCGAUGUCCAGAUAUUGUUGAAUGCUUUCUCAUGCUCCCCGACUAUCUUUUUCUACCAUAUUGCACGCAUGGGUCACUCGGCACUCGCUUAUUUCACCACCAGGAGCGAGAGCCAACAAUAGAUCGCUGGGUAGGGCGAGUUAUCAGGGUCAAGGAGUACGAGGAUCCUGCUCUCGUCGCUCGGUGGAUACAACAACUCACCUCCGCUCUUGAGUAUGUGGAGAAAAUAGGCUUCUGUCACAAUGAUCUGCAUUCAGGCAACUGUCUUCUAGACAGUAACUUGAACUUGAAGCUAACUGAUUUUGGUUGUGCUACCACUAUUGGACAACUGCUUGAAAAUCUACAUGCUCCGCGGGCUAUGAAAAUACUUGCUGGACCGUUGAAAGGCACAUACGGUCUUUGUUCCGCCAGAACUGAACAGUUUGCGGUUGGGACACUUCUAUACCUCAUGUUAUAUGGCUAUGAACCAUAUGAUGACAUCGACAGCAGGGAGUGGGUUGAGAGUGGAGGGCCUGACCGAUUUGCCAACAUGGAGUUUCCAGAACUUAAUUGCAAUGAGGUUCUUGAUGGGCUUAUUUCUGCUUGUUGGCACAAUGUCUAUCCUACAAUGGCCUUCGUAGCGUACGACUUCAAGCGCAAGACAAAGGAUAUGGUGUUGAGUCCAGAAUACAUCCCCAUUGACUCUGUAAAGGAGAUAAAGGCCUGUGAAGCAUUGAUUCGCAAAGGCUUGCUGGGACCUGAGUUAGCUCUCCGCUUCCAACCGGCCUGGAGAAGAUACCUACAUGCUUUUAUGCAGAGAGGCAUGUUUAUUUGGCAAUCUUUUCUACAAAGAAGGUUCUGGAUCUGGUCCUGA